AGGCUUGUUGAUCGACGAAAAAAAUGUCAUAUUAUGUUUCUAUUUUUACAACAAUAAUAUACUCGGAUAUUCUUUAAACGCUACUUAAUAUAGUAUAACAAGGCUAACAGAGCCAGUGCUCCUUAUGCUUUCGUAGAAUUACGCAUACUUUGUUCCAAUUGAUUUUCGGGACUUCAAAUUUCAUUAAAUUGAGUAGCAGCGAGGUUAUAUCGUGCUGUCGAGCCUGUUGUUACUGAUCUCACGACAUUUUAAUAUGGCUCCUUUCAGUGGUUAGCAGUGUUACCUGUUAGAGUAUUGAAUUCGGCUAGAUCAACAAUGGAGUGGCGAAAUAGAAAAGCAACUAAACGAAAACAUACGAAAAUGAGGAGUAGCAGCAAUAAAUAAUUACUUUAUUUAUUGAUCGUUGAAGGAGUUUAAAUAUUUUGUGACUGAAGCCUUAUCGUCUUCGCGCCACCAAUUCGAUAUAGGACUCUUCGUGGAAACGCAGUUAUGUUUUGGCCUAUGAGGUUGUUAAUUUAAAGAAAAAGCAAAAUGCCGGGUCGAGUGAGCGUUCGAGUGCUGGCUGCGCGUAAUCUACCGGUGAUGGAUCGAGCCAGUGAGGCUUGUGAUGCGUUUACCGAGGUUCGACUGGCGCAAAUAUGCUAUAAGACGGAGAUAUACCGAAAAUCUUUAAAUCCGCAAUGGAAUUCGGAGUGGUUCCGUUUUGAGAUGGAUGAUGAAGCUCUUCAGGAUGAGCGAUUGCAACUACGUGUAAUGGACUAUGACACGUAUUCAGCAAACGACGCGAUUGGAAAGGUCUACAUUGAUUUAAAUCCUCUGUUGCGUGAAACGUGCAGCGGUCUUCAGGGCUGGCUUCCCAUAUACGAUACGUUGCAUGGAAUUCGGGGAGAAAUUAACAUCACAGUCAAGGUAGACCUAUUUUGUGAUGCCAAUAAAUACCGCGUGUCCUCAGUUGGCAUGCAACUUUUCUACUCAAAUCGGGUUCCAGACGGCUACAACCUCGUUUCUGCCCUCGGCUUCACCGAGGAACUAAUUGCGGGUGAUGACCCUGAAUUCCACUGGAUGGAUCGAAUUAGGACACCUAGAGCUUCUAAUGAAGCAAGACAGGCUCUUUUUGCAAGAUUCGCGGGUCAACUGCAACGCCGUGUUGGCCUGAAAGCACUGGAGCUGGGUGGCAAUGCCGUUCUAGGCUAUCAGCAGUACUUUGAUCUCGAGGGCGACACCGGUAUCGUUGUUCGAGGCAUUGGAAGCGUGGUCAAACUGAUGAAGAGCGAAGAAGACACGGAUGAUGCCGCAGCACCUCUUGGGGUACCGCAACCCGCAGGGGCGGGCACUACAGGUGGGGUAACAAUGGUUGAGGACAUGGCUGAAUACCCAUUCAUAACGAUACGUCACCUUCCGCCCGGCUUGAUUGAUAGCGUCGGAGGAGUGGUAUCAGCUCGUUCUGUAAAACUGCUCGACAACUCUCUUGAAUCUGAAGCUGAAACACGCGAUUCUUGGUGGACGGAACUCCGAAAAGAGAUCCGCUCGCACGCGAAAUCGCUUGCAUGCAAUAUUGUCGUAGGAUAUCAAGAAACGACGACAAUUUGUGAAGAUGUGCUUUUGUUGUCUGCUAGCGGGACAGCGGCGCUUUUGGCUUCGGCUGGUCCAGGUACCACAAUAGGACGAACGAACAUAUCGUCCACGAACUGUGGCCUCUGUCACGCCCCAUAUAGAGCGUCUGUGGUCCCAUUUAGAACUCAGCUAAGCAACUGUGGAAACUGCCAGGAUGGUAAGGUACCCGAUGUUUUGUUUGCAACAAUUGAGCCGUCACCGGGGAUGGGCCCAAUCUCGGGCUCUGUUCUCAUUCAGGCGCGUGUGUGUGAAGCAAAAAAGGAUCUCAGGGGCGAGGCCAGCGCAAGAGAAAUCAGUGAUAAUCUACCAUUUCUCGAGUAUGAGCUUCACAAACAACUAUUAGCUAAGAUGAAGAAAACAGGUCUGAAUGCUGUGUUAGGCCUAAAUGUCCAGGUUGCCAUUGGAGAGCACUUCGUUACUGGAGUUGCAACUGGCACAGCAUGCGUUUUAGCUGCGUUACCACGACCCAGCAGCAAUUCUCAGCAAGCGGGUCAGAGCGGUCUUUCUGGGUCAUUGUCCGAGAGCGAAGAUGAUGAUAUGCUCUCAUCUUCAUUUAAACAGCGUUUGUGCAUCAUGAACCGCGAGUCUAAUGGGAAAGGGGACGAUACGGCGGCGAACGCCGAAGUAUGUAUCACCCGGCCACCCCCACCAGGAUUUACGCUUAGUUCGACAGAAACGUGCCUUGGACCUUCAGGACCCGAAGGACAGGACGACGUCGGUGAUGGAGAUAGCGUCCCACAUACACAGCUGGUUAUGCAGACGUUUCGGGUUCGUCUCCAUCAGCUUUUUCCUUCUGGAGGCUCUUUGGGUGCGAGCACGCCCCCACCUCAAUUGCCACUUGUUCAUCAGGAACUGAGCCGCUUGCUGGACCGUGGGGUGCAGUCGUUAUUCGUGAGACUCCGGAAGUUCCGCCCGUGUCGCGUAUUGGGAUUGCACUUUCGAGUAGCAUUCCCUCAGGCGGAUGAGAUGCAGGCUACGAUGAUGGGUACGGUAAUGUACGGCGGCAGGGUAUCAGGCGGCACAUUAACGAAUUGUACCAAGGCUGGCAAUUUGUGUCGUGUCCAGACACGCGCUAAUGGUGUCGAAAUCUCAACUCUGUCGUCAGUUCCUGGUCGGGCUGUGUCGGAAUUUUUGGGCAACGUGAAUUUCUUCCUGAUACGCGAGACCAGCAAUCUGACGCACAUGUCCAACCUGAACUCGUUUGCGGCCACUUUCCUCCAGGAAGUGCUGGCCAUAGCUCGUUGUCAUGUGGCAGCAUUGGGAGGCGAUGCUCUGUUGUCCUUCCGAAUGGAUCAUCAACUUCUAUUGCAUGGAGCGCACAAGCACCAGGGUCAAUGUCUUGUCAGCGUACAAGGUGAUGCCGUUCUUUUGGAGAAACUUGCAAACACUACAAAUGGUAGUGCCCAUUCAGCCGACCUCGUAAAUCCUUCGAAUUUCGAGUAUGACGACAGGAUUUGUCGAAGCGGUCGCCAGCCUUCCAUGUUCGAUUAUACAUGCAUAGCGUGCAAGAGAUUAACCCGUCGACAAAAUUCCUUCAAGAUUUCCUGAGUUACUGCUGUGUCAUCCCUUCAGAAAAUGCAUUAUAGUAUAGCCUAAAACCUCUCACACAUUCAGAAAUAGCGUAGCUGGAACCCGUUUGUAAUAUUUAUAAACUUGGCUGAAGUUCUCAUGAUGCUCCUUCCGUGCACAAAAGGUAUUAUGCUUGUUUAUUGAGAGACAGUGCUUUAUAAUAUAUGUAUCUUAAUACUCGGAAGUAAUUAUAAUGAAUCAAAAUAGGCAAAAGCCAAUUUUUAUUCGAACAAAACAACAAACUCAUUCUGGCGAAAAAUAGCCUGUCGUUUUGGAGAGUUGAGCAAGGAUCAGCUACUGGACAAUCUUUCCGCACCGGGCCAAUAAAAUGAUAACUCUUGCAAUAUGGCCCAAAAGAGAUGAUCCACGUUUUGUUUUAAUACAGCUUCUGAGAGAUCCUAAGAAGAUUUUCAUAAGGCAGACAGGAAGAUCUUGUAUAGGUCUCAGAUCUAAAAUGCUUGCAAAAUAACUCAAAAAGCUACUAUUCUUACUACGGAGCUAGGUUUCUAAUACAGAAGUUACCAUUUUAAAGAGAAAAAUAUGAACUACUAUUCGGAUCGUCCAGAUAAACUCCAACGGUUAGGUUUUGUGUUUUUUAAAUUUUUCGACCGUUAUCAAGCCCGCGCAUUUGUAAUCCUUGACAUGCUAUUAGUCCAAAAUGUAAUUUCUAAAUUAGCGUUUUUUUGCAUAGAGCGACACUUCAGUGAGUUGGCACCUAACGCAGCGUUACUAUUAAGUUAAUUAUGGAUUAUUAAUUAAAUCAACUGGCUACCUAAACCACCUACAACUUGAAAAUGUAAUCUUGAUGAGUAUCGUUUAUCCACAAUAAUCGUGACACCCCUAACACGUGUAGGCAGAUGUUAUGUUGAAACACCUGACUCAUAAACACAACAUAAGUAAAGGUGCCACAGUACCUCAGUGGCACUUGUUGAUCGGCCUAGAAAGGUGGGGCAACGGUAAUGGAAAACAACAUCCUGGAUUGAGAUUUGCCUCCGGGUAGUUAUAAUAACUCAACGAAUGUCAAGCAAGGCUCAAUCUCAGCAUCUUAAGAAACAACACUAGUUUAAGGUGGAUCAUCAGAUAUUUUCUAUUAUUUAAUAAUAGAUUUAAUCGUCAUAGUCGAUAUAGGCUCAAUUUAAAGAUAUCCUUAGUUGAUUCUUGCAUGCAAAAUUCUAAUGGCGAGAAUGUCUUCACAUCAAAAAACCUAGAGCUUGUUGCUAAAAGGAUAAAUCGAUUGCACGUAUUUGCUGCAAAACUUGGCUGUACAAUUUUACAAAUGAAAUUUUUGCAGAUUUCAGGAAUAGAACCAUCCAGGAAUUGCUAGUGUACUCUUCAAAUGUACUUUUUUUUCUAACGACGGCUAGAAUAUAGUUGUUAAAUGUGCACAUUUAGGGUCCCCGUGGUAAUAUAUAACUAGGACGUUCUUGAAAGCAUGUAAGUCGUUCUGGGUUGGAAGCCGGGCAUAAAUACGCUUUGUUUUGAGCGGGUCGCCAGUCGCUUAAAACUAUGCCUUAUUAUGGUAAAACCGGGUGUAAAAUUCUAAACCCUUGUUAAUCAUGUACAUUUUUGAAUAACCCCUAGAAAUUGUGAGAAUAUCCUAUAACUGCACUUAAAAGCCAAAACAGAUGCAUGCUCUCUAACGAGUAAUAUUAAGAAUCUCAUAAGUGGCUUAAAUUAGUAGUAAAAUGAAAAUUGUGUUUGAGAUUCGACGUGUAAUAGUGCUUCACAUGCGAAGUUCUCAUGAGCUACUUGACUUCACGCGCAAUUAUAUAGUUUUCUUUCUGACGGCGAAAAACGAGUCUACAAGAAUAGGUGCAUAUCGUCCCACGGUUUUUUUGACUCUUACACCACCAUAGGGAAUUAAAAUGGGUGCGCCUGUUGUUUCUAAAACGGAACCAUGAAUGGAUGUGUGCGUAUUGAUCUAUGAUUUGAUUCCUUUUAGGUUUUAAUUUCAGUUUUCUAAUAUGGCAAACUGGAUUGUAAUAAACGUGGGGCAUCGAUAGUUAUAUCGUACCCCUUUGUAGCUAACAGCUUUCAGAUUCGACGAUUGCUGAGGACUGAGACAACGAAUACCAGCGUCUGCAGUAACGUCGUAGAUAUAUAUAUACCCUUGAUGUUUUAAGCCAGAUUGGCCACUUCAAGUAACAACAUCUUCUCGUCACGUUCAUCUUGGGCCCGCUGGUGUAUGGUAGAAGCACGACGUUGGGAGCAUAUCCGAAGAUAUUGGAGAAAUCUAAAUACAUACUAAUCUUUUAAGGCCCUUAUUACGAAUAACUACGUUUUGCCCUUCUAUGCACCGUCUCAUGUCUAUAUGCCGUACUAAUACUGAGCGAUCAAUGGUAUUGUCCUUUCACUAAUGAUCGAAAAAUUUUUGUUGGACAUACGUAGAUUUUAAAAACUAGGAUACCAAUAGUACAAGUCUCAUUGAUGUCGUUAAGCACAAUCGACAUGCGUGCGCUUAAGUACUGUUAAGGUACGUGCAUGGCACGAUCAUGGUUCGGUCUUCGUUCUUAAAAGCGAUCCUGUAAUAGCCAAAUUGCUAUUCUAAUUUCGCACUUGGGUCAUUACAAUCAUUAAUAAUUUUCCAAAAUAAACCGAAUCAAAGAUUCAUUAUGUACAAACAAAUAUAGAACACGCAAGCAAUAAUCGAUACGAGGCAAUAUAGUGCUUACUCAAAUGGAGUCCGAAAUUAACUCGAGCUGAGGACAUCAGCUCGAGAAAAACGAGUCCUAAUGAGGACGGACCUCCGUAGCCGCGCGCUACAGGUUGAGCCCGAAGUCUGUCUCUCCGGUACAUAUAUGUCAUCAGUGAACCCAAAUACCUUUCGUACACUACCGUACUGCUAUAGAUAUAAACAGAAAUAUACGUAUGGAAUGAAAUGUACCUGCAGUGUAUAUGUUUGAUCAUGUUCACGUUCGCAUACAGGAAGCAUGGACCUUGCUAUCUGUUGGCAGUAUACAUACAUGCAUGCAUACCGAAAAUAAUCCAACGUAUUUUGUCUACAUAUCGUUUUUUGUACAGGGCACUCGCAUAUACUGGCACGAACCAGUACGUUGCGUUCACAUGCCGUGCAAUAAACAGCGUAAACAACAAAGCUCAUUUGAAAUAAACGGUAGCGCAGUGCGUUUUUCAUUCUUUAUUAAGAAGUAGUACAUUCUACAACAGAAAGGUAGGACAAAGGAUGAGCAACGAGUGAACAAACUCGACAGACUCACAGAAUUACGCUUUGCCAGGCAGUACGUAAUAUAUAGCGAUGUGUGAUUUAGGCCUUUUGAAAAAGUCUAAGGUAGUCUUCAGGAUGUUCGAGUCAUGUAUCUUAGGCGAUCGUUCGUAGAGGCACAGAGGAAUAAAGUAGGCGCAAUUGUAUG
Varroa destructor (honeybee mite) is the source of this 6551-nucleotide messenger RNA. RefSeq names its product C2 domain-containing protein 5. Lineage: Eukaryota; Metazoa; Arthropoda; Arachnida; Mesostigmata; Varroidae. Gene Ontology annotation, molecular function: calcium ion binding; calcium-dependent phospholipid binding. Gene Ontology annotation, biological process: protein localization to plasma membrane; positive regulation of vesicle fusion; positive regulation of protein targeting to membrane. Gene Ontology annotation, cellular component: plasma membrane. The record is from RefSeq and is a predicted model, not a curated record.